UCCGGAGGGUGGAAGAUGCUGGAUAAGGUCACCCUGCUCCUGUUGCUGCAUUUGGUCGUGUGCUCCAUCUCCUCUCCGCUCUACCCAGCUCUCAGGUACAAAACUGGGUCUGUUCCUGGCAAGGCAACGAGCUUCCAGCUGCAGGACAAGAGCCCCUUGCAGAGCCACAGCCCCUCAGUGGAGGGCCAGGACGAGGAGGGUUUGCUGAGAGACCCCGCUGAGCAGAGGAUGCAGCGUCACGCUGAUGCCAUAUUCACCGACAACUACCGCAAAUUCCUGGGGCAGAUUUCCGCACGGAAGUUCUUACAGACCAUCAUCGGCAAGCGCCUUGGCAGCGGCGAGGGCAGCCCGAGGGACGGGGCGCACGCGCUCCUGACGAGGCGCCAGUCCGACAGUAUCCUCAUGGACAGCCGCUACCACCAGCGCAUGGUGCUAAGGGACUUCCUGGGGGCGAUUCUGCAGAAGCAAAGGCCUCAGGACAUGGACAGCAGUCACUUAGGCGGCUUUCCCAGCACCCUGGCUAAGCUCAUGUAA
Messenger RNA from Nothoprocta perdicaria, 534 nucleotides. It is a transcript of the gene GHRH, whose product is annotated as growth hormone releasing hormone. Bases 16 to 534 code for a protein of 172 amino acids. Gene Ontology annotation, biological process: positive regulation of multicellular organism growth; positive regulation of growth hormone secretion; adenylate cyclase-activating G protein-coupled receptor signaling pathway. The record is from RefSeq and is a predicted model, not a curated record. The transcript has 5 exons. Lineage: Eukaryota; Metazoa; Chordata; Aves; Tinamiformes; Tinamidae. Gene Ontology annotation, cellular component: extracellular region; terminal bouton; perikaryon. Gene Ontology annotation, molecular function: growth hormone-releasing hormone receptor binding; neuropeptide hormone activity; peptide hormone receptor binding.